Molecule: messenger RNA, 678 nt
Organism: Cyanidioschyzon merolae strain 10D
Lineage: Eukaryota; Rhodophyta; Bangiophyceae; Cyanidiales; Cyanidiaceae
Exons: 1
Coding region: 1-678 (225 amino acids)
Source: RefSeq, a predicted model, not a curated record
AUGCCCUACGUAUACGACUGCGAUGAACUGCAGGGAUACAUUUUGUUUCUCGGAAGGGAUAAAUACGAGAAUGACGCACUGCUCGAGUAUUCGUUGCCGUUGGACUGGUGGUUCCAUGUCGAUAAGCACUCUUCUGCACACGUCUACGUUCGACCCAAGAGGCGCCUCUUCGAGUUGAGCGAGACGUCUGGAGGCACGGCCUACGAGCUGAGCGCAGCACCACUUGAACCGCCGACAGAGGUUGUGCGUGCAGCGGCGGCCGUUGCCAAGGAAAACUCUAUCGAAGGUGCCAAGCAGAGCUUUGUUCACGUCGUGUAUACGCCUGCGUCGAACCUGUUGAAGUCUGGAGACAUGGGCCCAGGUCAGGUGGGCUUUCGAGACCCCAAACUUGUGCAGCGAAUCCGCGUCGCGCGUUCGGACGCUGUGCGAUUGAAGCAGAUCAAGAGCUCACGCAAAGAGUGCACAAUUGACGAGCUUCGGAAAUCACACGAAGACUUUCAACACGAGCAGCAACGCUGGUCAAAGGCAGCGUCUCGGCGACGACAGGCCGAGGAAAGAGCCCAUCAGGAACAGGCAGCCCGUGAACGGGAUGCGCGAAACUAUGCUCAUUUGCAUAAGCAAGAAGCGAUGACGAGCAAUAAGGAAUUAGCUGAAAACUACGAGGAUGAGUUUCUUUGA